AUGAGCUUUUUCAAAAAGCCCUCGUGGGCAAUCAAGAACACAGAGGAAACUGGAAUUGAUUUUUAUCGACGCUCAGAACAAACAUACUCUGAUAUCAUUGCUGCGAACCGUGAAGCACACCACAAACCGAAAACACCGGAAAUACCAGCAGAUACCGAAGACCCAAAACAAAAAAAGCGGCGCCGAAUCUCCAGGGAAAAGGGAAAAGGGCACGAUGAUAGCAAUCUGGUGCAAAAUGUGACCCGUGAGGUUGCAUGCGAUCAAAUUAUGAUACCCGAGCCACAAGGGCUCUCGGCCUCCUCGCAUGAUUCCUCACCCGAACCAACCAAGCCUGUCAAACAACGCGAGGCAACACAAAGACUCGGCUCAGAAAAUCGUUUGUCCCAGUCACCGCAAAAAGUCAGUGGCCCAGAACCACUAGGUGCUCUGCCAGUUCGACCAGUGAUUGUCCUAGCUGACGACUCGGAAACUCGAAGCCCUCGACCCGUUCAACCUCCUCAGCCUGUUCAGCAGGCAGAUGCUCCAGCGGAUGACCCGAUUGUUCUGAUCAUGAUCUCAUCUGAAAUUGCGAAUACCAAACCAUUACUCGUCCAUCGAAAAAUGUCACAGCGGCUAAGAGAUGUGCGGUUGGCAUGGUGCAAUCGCCAAAAUUUUGAUCCCCAAAUACAGGCAUCGAUCUACCUGACUUGGAAGGGCCGACGUCUUUUCGACGUGACAACUUGCAGGAGUCUAAACAUAAACACGGGGAAGAACUCUACGGCGAUCCCUGGCAUUGAUGAUGACACCUUGGCAGACCAGAAAGAGCUGCGCAUACAUAUGGAGGCGGUUACCGACCUACCUCUGCCAGUCAAUCAGCAAAGUAUUGAGCCUGAUAAUGACAAGCCCACUACAGGGUCGCAAUCCCCAGAAGAUGACCCGGGUGAGCCAAUGAAACUUGUUUUGAGGAGUCCUGGAUACGAUGAUUUCAGAAUCAAAGCAAGAAAAAAGACCCUUAUCUCGCGACUCACGUCUGCUUUUCGAGAUAAACAGAAUGUUCCUGUUGACCAUGAUAUCUUUCUUUUGUUUGAUGGAGACAAGCUUGACCCUGAUUCAUGUCUUGGUGACUAUGACAUUGACGAUCUAGAUCUGGUGGAUGUCCAAAUCAAAUAA
Penicillium digitatum Pd1 is the source of this 1149-nucleotide messenger RNA. RefSeq names its product Ubiquitin supergroup. The record is from RefSeq and is a predicted model, not a curated record. NCBI's taxonomy places the organism in Eukaryota, Fungi, Ascomycota, Eurotiomycetes, Eurotiales, Aspergillaceae. Gene Ontology annotation, molecular function: protein binding.